AUGUUGCAAAGCGAUCCUGACGAGAGGUUGAUAUAUCUGGCCUGCCAGCAUAUCUUUCGUGGCCCUAACUCUCAGGUGAGAAAACUCAAGACAGUCAAAGGCUUAAUUCGGCAAAAUGAACUUUCCCUCACCGAUGUUCUACGUGAAUACAAUAUCGACCGCACUAGCAACGUUGCUAAAAAGCUCCUCGAGAGUCAGGUCUUCGAUUCGACCUUGAAGGCUAAGAUUCGAUUUCCGGAAUUAUUCGAUGUGUCGCCUACCCAGAGUGCAGAGAGGGAAGCUUCAGAAGCAGAAGCUGCAAAAGAGGAGGCUAAUACUGUGAGGGAGAUUUCUGCCAGUGAAGCUUCAAAAGACAUGGAAAUCGCUUCAGACGCCGAAGUUGAAAGCGAACGGACUGUCGGCGAUGACCUGUUUGUUCCCGCAAGUUGUCCAGAUCAAAAUACAGACACACCUAUAGCCAUUCGAUCGCUAUAUCCGGUUUAUAUUCACUACCGAUGUCAGCAUCAAAUCCUGACGACUAUACAAGAAUUGCUUGAAGAAAGUUGCUUCGAGUUUGGCCAGCGACAUUUUCCCCAUCUCUUAACAUCGAAGGGAUGGGACUGUCCCGAGGCGGUUGAACUUACCGAAUGGACCAAAAUACUAUCUCGCCAUUCCACCCCAUGGUCCAACGACCUGAAACGUCCCGUUAACGAGUUUGUUGUCCUACUACGAGAACUCCGACAUUCUGCUGUGCACCGACUUCGAAAAACCGCAACUGGUGUUGAACGACUUGCUGAGAACGCGCAGCUGUUUCUCGAAGCUUUGGAAGACUCGAAUCGAUCGGAGAAGGUCGAGAGUGUUCGGAGGGAGCUGCGAACCGCGAUUGAAGAGCUUAAGCGCAACAAAGAUCUCCUUGAGAGAAGACUGGUAGCGCAACUCAAGGAGAUAGAAAGGAAGCGGAGUGAAUUGGACGUUUGGGAAAAGAACGCGAGGGAAGGUAUGAUUAGAGAAGACUUGCAAUGUUCAAGGGACAUGGGUGAACUUCUGGAAGGCGUUGUUCGGCAAGUCAAGUCAAAGGGCCCAGAGGUGACCGAGUGUGAGAAAAUCGUUCCGGAAAUGUAUUCAGAAUCGUUGGAUUCGGAAGAGGAAUUUCUAGAUGCCGUUUUAAUGACACCGGAGUUUUAA
Molecule: messenger RNA, 1164 nt
Organism: Penicillium brasilianum
Lineage: Eukaryota; Fungi; Ascomycota; Eurotiomycetes; Eurotiales; Aspergillaceae
Source: the annotation of a GenBank genome assembly